Lingula anatina is the source of this 2459-nucleotide messenger RNA. Its product is annotated as trimethyllysine dioxygenase, mitochondrial. Gene Ontology annotation, molecular function: trimethyllysine dioxygenase activity; iron ion binding. Gene Ontology annotation, cellular component: mitochondrion. Gene Ontology annotation, biological process: carnitine biosynthetic process. Lineage: Eukaryota; Metazoa; Brachiopoda; Lingulata; Lingulida; Lingulidae. The record is from RefSeq and is a predicted model, not a curated record.
UCAAGAUCAACAAUGUCGAGUCCAAAGUUCUACCGGCAACUGAGUAGCGAGAGGCACUAUAAACUAAAGUCGGCCACAGAUAAGAGAGCCCAGAAAACUUUUGACUCUCAGUUGGCCUAAAGUGACAGACAGUGGGAGUGCAACGGAAGGCUUGCUGAAGAUGUUUCUCAGAAAGACGUGCCAAGGUGUUCUGCAAUAUGGAAAAGGUUGCCUCAAGCUGCAGACAUUUAAACACAGCACAGCAGUGCCACCUAGAGUUCAGAAUUCUAGUGCCAAACGCUAUAUCGGUAAAGCAAGACUUUCGUCCGUAACACCUUCUCUAUCACUUCUGUCAAGGAACAUAGUAACAACUAGCAAAUGUGCUCAAGUAGAUGCAGCAGAGAAAAGAAAUGUGACAUUUGAGAAAAUAACAAGUUUCAGUGCACCCUACAGUCACCUUAAGAUAAAGGUAGCCGGACAGUCACUCCAGUUGUACUACGUCUGGCUGCGGGACCACUGCCAGUGCAAACAGUGCAUAGACCAGAAGACAUUCCAGAAGAAUAUCGUGACCAAUGACAUACCUCUAGACAUUCAGCCAAAGGAAGUCAACAUUGAGGGCGAUGAUUUGGUGAUUGAAUGGCCCGAUGGUCACGUGACCACGUACUCUCUAAACUGGCUCCUGGAGAAUGCCUACCCUGGGAAACCAGACAUACUGCAGGUGCCCAAGGUGCUGUGGAAUGCAGAGACCAUCAAGAGCCAGAGCCCCACCCCAGUGCCCUACCAGGAAUACAUGGACACUGAUGGGGGACUGAGGAACAUGUUGAAGGAUCUUCUGACCUAUGGGUUUGGACUUGUCUCUGAGGUCCCAGCCAAUACUGACGCCACAGAAAAAGUGGCGAGACGCGUGGCGUUUGUGAAGGAGACCUUGUAUGGUGGUAUGUGGUAUACGCGGGCAACAGGAGAGUACAAAGAUUACAAAGACAGCUCCUUCAGCAAUGUGGGACUGGGGUCUCAUAUAGAUACUUGUUACUUUAAUGAACCAAGUGGCAUUCAGGUGUUCCACUGCCUUCAAGAGGCCCCACAAGGGGGCGAGUCUGUCCUAGUGGAUGGUUUCCACGUGGCGAUGCAAGUUCAAAAGCAGAAUCCAGAUGCGUUUGACUACCUGGUCCGUACCCCUAUCCCUCAUUACUGUCUGGACGAUCAGUAUCACCUUCGCAGUGUGGACACUACAUUCAGACUUGACCCUUGUACCGGGGAUUUAGUGCAGUUCAGAUACAACAACUACGACAGAGGAAUUAUAAACACCAUCCCAGCGGAUGAGAUACCAAGGUUCUACUGCGCCAUGAAACUUCUCUCACAGGAAGUGAUGUCACCAGAUAACGAGUACUGGUUCAAGCUCAGUCCCGGAACAGUAAUAUUUAUCGACAACUGGCGGACAAUGCACGGGCGCGCAGAGUUUGCUGGCGAGAGGAUACUUUGUGGCUGCUAUUUGCCGCGAGAUGAUUGGUUGAGCAAGGCAAGGUAUCUUGGUCUCGCGAAAUAAGUCUUUGAUUCUGUUACAAAGAAUGUUUUGUAUUUCAAGUUGAUUUUAAAUCUUGAUGAAAUUGUUUAUUUCCAGUAUUACCUUUCACUUGUCUCCUUUAAUUGGAAUAUAUAUAUCUUCAUGAACUUGAUCUUAAUUACCUUUUGGUUGACAUUUUAUUAUUGAAUAAGUGAUAGAGGAGAGGGUGUAUUAUGGCACAAGCAUGUACUUUGACUUUUCCAAUUGGUGUAGGUGCCUUAUUUUUUUACCCACUGAAACUCCUUUAAUAUUGCUAGAUAUAUUUAAAAGUUGUUCAUUUGUUUUUAUGAUUGUGUUAACUUUAUUGUUUCGUCUUAUGAAUGUAGUAUGAUUCACCAAAGAAUGUAACCAAAGGUUAAGAAACAUUGAAACUCCUUUAAUAUUGCUAAUCUAACAUAUUUUGAGAAGUUAUUUAUUUGUUUUAAUGAUUGUGUUAUUUUCAUUAUUUCUGUCUUAUGAUUUAGUAUGAUUCACCAAAGAAUGAAUCAAAAGAAUUUUUAUGACAUAUAGUGUUUCUAAAUGCAUUUAAUUGAUUGUAAUAUCUUUAAUUUUAUUGAUUUCUACAUUUAUUUUAACAUAAUGUUUUGAGAUUUUAAUGGUUUAUUUUGCAACAUUUAAAGUUGAUAGUCAAAACUUUUAAGUAUAUCCAUGCUCUCAGGCCAUUUUAAUAUGUGAUUUAUGUUAAUUGAAAAAAAAAAUAUACACACACACAGUACACUAAGUUUACCUAUGACUUUUAUCAGAUACACAGUGACACUUACAUUUAACAUUUAAUUUGUUAGUCUAAGAUGAGGUUUUCUCUGGUUUGUCAUAAAAGAGUAAUUUUUGAGUGUGAAGAAAAAUGGAAUGUUUUGUUGGCUAUGCAUUUGCUACCCACCCAAUAAAGCAAUGAAAGAGGUGCAAGUUACAUAUAUGAAUA